AGAAUGAAGACGUGGUCCUUAAACGUCACUCUCUAACUUUUCCUCUUCUUUUCUCACAAAAUUCCCACUUCAUAUCAUCAUCUUCAUCCUUUGUUCUUCUUCUUUUCUUCAAUUCCUCUUCCACUUUAGUUUUUAAUAUGGAAACAGCUGGUCAUCAUAAUAUUUCUACUAGUGAAGAUGAUUAUAAGAAGAAGAGAGGCAGUUGCAAUAAUAAUAUUACAACAAAUAAUAACCAUAUUAAGAAAGGGUCAUUAAAUAAUGGAGGGUCAAGUACUACUCAAAGGUGUUGUCAAGCUGAGAAGUGCAGUGCUGAUUUAAGUGAUGCUAAGCAGUACCAUAGGAGGCAUAAAGUCUGUGAAUACCAUGCAAAGGCUCAAGUCGUCGUCGUCGCCGGAUUCCGGCAACGCUUCUGUCAACAAUGCAGCCGAUUUCAUGAGUUGACGGAAUUUGAUGAAUCGAAAAGGAGUUGCCGAAGGCGUUUGGCUGGACACAACGAAAGGCGAAGAAAGAGCUCAUCAUCAACUGCAGAGUCACAUAAUAUUGCAGAAAGUUCAAGCAGAAAAGGGACAGUGCAACUCAAUAAUAAGGACAUUAACAUGAUAUGUGGUCAAGUAAAUGACAAGGGAAGAAUUCAGAUUUCAAUUCAAGAAAAUUCCACUUUCAAAAACUUCCACCUCCGUUGAAGAAAUGCCUGCAUAUUAAUUAAUUGCUCUCUCUCUUCUGUCAUUCUCUCCAAGUUCUAUUCCUGAAAUAAUCAUCACUCACACGGCCAUUAGUACUACUGGCUUUAUCUGCACUAGAAACAGACUAUCAAUUAUUAUGAUGAUGUAUUAGAUAGUACUAUUAAGAAAAAGCCAAGAUUGUAUGCUUGUCGAGUAGUUGGGGAGCCCGGUACACAAAAUAUUUUGUAUUUAUGCAGGGUUUGGAAAAGGGUAACGUUCCAAAGAGUAUAAGGUAGACAACCUACCCUAAUACAUGGGGAGUAGUUGUUUACAUAUACCUCUUGAUCUACCAUCCCUGGCUUUAGAUUGAUAUGAUUGCCUUAUGAUAUAUGUUAGAUAUAUGCUUGAUUUCAAUGUAAUUAAGUAUGAUAUAAUUUCAGACUUGAUAAAGAUAGUCAUAAUAUCAGUAAUAGUGAAUAGAGGACUCAUCGUAA
Molecule: messenger RNA, 1156 nt
Organism: Nicotiana tabacum (common tobacco)
Lineage: Eukaryota; Viridiplantae; Streptophyta; Magnoliopsida; Solanales; Solanaceae
Product: squamosa promoter-binding-like protein 4
Cellular component (GO): nucleus
Molecular function (GO): DNA binding
Source: RefSeq, a predicted model, not a curated record